Dendronephthya gigantea is the source of this 1701-nucleotide messenger RNA. Its product is annotated as protein FAM227B-like. The transcript has 2 exons. Lineage: Eukaryota; Metazoa; Cnidaria; Anthozoa; Malacalcyonacea; Nephtheidae. Bases 55 to 1626 code for a protein of 523 amino acids. The record is from RefSeq and is a predicted model, not a curated record.
AAAAGAGAGCGAGGAAAUCAGUUUUCUUCAAAUGUACAAUUAUUUUGCAUUAAAAUGGACCGCAGAAUUGACGCUUUUUUAUCGGAUUACGCAGAGCAAAAUGGGGAAGAGCUAGAGGAGGGAGAGGAGAGCGAAGAAUCCAGCCCGCUGCCAAAAACUGCGGACGAAUGGCUUGCAAGAAUGGGUUAUGUUACAUGGCCUAUAAAAUUGGAAGAGGAAGACAGACUUAAUUUAACACCGGAAGAUGUGGGAACUGGUACACUUGAAGAUAUUAUCAACGCUCUAGCAGCUCAUGCACCGCUUGACCUUAGCAUUUUGGAUGAAGUCUUGAAACAAAUUGAAGAAUUAGAAAAGAAAGUUAACUUUUAUGCAUCCAAGAUUUUCAAUAUUGAGAUAACUCCACAACAGGAUGAAGAGGUAAAUGAUCAAAAUGAUCAGCAAGCUGAUGCGGAGAAGAAAGUUGUAACACCUGUGGCUUUAGUCAGGCAUUAUAGAAGCAAUGAUGAAUCGAACGUCUUGGAGUCAGCAAGGAAAUCCCAAGAGAAGGAAGCUCAGAAUCGCAAAGCUAAAACAGUUGAGAACACAACAUAUUUUGGUUUCACACCAAACGAGCUUACGCCAUUACCAAGAAACUUGGAAUCUCAACAACUCCUAAACAAAGUCACCAAAAUUCAAAAUUUCCCACAACCUUUUAGGAAUGUUUGGAAAAAGGCGAUUUUAUCCGAAGCAUCUGUUGCAGUGUUUCAAGAUUCAUUUUGGUGGAUAUUUUGCCAACUGUUUGAACCAAAACAAUCCAAAGAUGUGAUAUUCUCACGUAUUUCCGAUAGUUUUGUUGCACUCUUUUUCCAUAUCCCAACGGCAUACAAGGAUCGAUUCUUCCACCACUACCCCGACUGCCUGGCACAAGCUUUGUAUGCUGGCUUCUGCGAGGCAUUCCCAGAUUCGUAUAAAAUAUUUGGCAACCCUUUUAAAGCCACUUUGACUGACACCAUCUUUGAGUGGAUAUCGGGCGUCCGUCCUCGGCCUAUGAUAUGGGAAACCUGGCAACUAGAGGAAUUGGAACCAGCGGGAUUUCAAAAUUCCGAGGAAGCUAGGAAAUCACUCAUUCCAAAAACAUUGUCUUUUGACAUUGAUGGUAUCUUAGAGAAUGAGCGAGUAUCCCCUUCUGAGAAGAGUAAAGCAAGAUCCCCUUCCCCUGGACAAAGCUCUGAGACCUAUAAGUCCCAUCCUGCAGGAAGCGGUCCAGACUUCCAUAAAGUCCAGUUCAAUAUACUAGGGCAUAGCCCAUUGGUGCUGCACUUUAUGAGAGUAAAAGGGGUCAGGGAAACAGAUUUGGAAAGCGUUAAAAAAGUCGUUGGUCGCACAGAGAUAGCCCGGCUGCCUGAGCCCAGACCGACGUAUCAAGAUCUUAUUAACGAGUGUAAGAAAAAUUCACAAUUGCUGAGUCAGCAAUACCGUCUUGUGCUUCAGAUGUCUGCAGAAGAAAGCCAACAUAUUCAGAAACAAAAGCGUCAAGUCAUUGCGAAGAUCAAUCAGAUGCAAGUCGAGUUAACAAGAAAACACAGUGACUUUAAAACAUUGAGUGAAAAAAUAUACGAUCUAGUUUUAUACUCAGAUUAUUCUUAAAAUGCAAAGUGUUGUUUUAAAAUUUUUUAAAUUAUUAAAAUGUUGGACUUUUUCCUGUCCCAAUUUCUCAUAUUU